This is a messenger RNA of Pundamilia nyererei, 999 nucleotides long. RefSeq names its product tissue factor pathway inhibitor a (gene tfpia). Lineage: Eukaryota; Metazoa; Chordata; Actinopteri; Cichliformes; Cichlidae. Gene Ontology annotation, biological process: negative regulation of peptidase activity. The record is from RefSeq and is a predicted model, not a curated record. Gene Ontology annotation, cellular component: extracellular region. The transcript has 7 exons. Gene Ontology annotation, molecular function: serine-type endopeptidase inhibitor activity. The coding region runs from base 92 to 937 and encodes 281 amino acids.
ACAAUCGUGAGCGCGCGCUACAGCACUUCAACUUGUUGAAGUUUCCCCCUGAACUUUACAUUCCGCGCGGACCUGCCCCCCGUUCAGCAGCAUGCCUCUCUCCAACAAGUGGUGGAUUUUGUGCGCAGUUUUGCUCUCCUGCCUGGUCCGUUUUGGGUCUUGCAGAAAAGCACAUGGAGUGCCAGCUGAACCCGUCAUCUUCAGUGAGUUAUGUGCCCUGAAGGACGAGCCGGGGCCGUGCAGGGCCAUAAAGGACAGAUACUUCUUCAAUGUCGACUCCGGACGCUGUGAACUCUUCGAAUAUGGAGGCUGUGGGGGAAACCAGAACAAUUUUGAGACUUUGGAAGAAUGCGAGGAAACAUGCCUCGUCUCGGAUAAGAAGAACCCAUGUCAUUUACCCCAGGCUCCCGGUCCCUGUCGAGGGCUCGUGUCACGCUUCUUCUUUGACAGCUCGAGUCAGGAGUGCAAGCAGUUCUAUUAUGGAGGAUGUUUUGGCAAUGCCAACAAUUUCAGGACCAUGGCUGAGUGUCAGGCAAAGUGUCUAAAUCCAGCACCAGAAUCUCCUUCUCCAAGAAAAGACGAUGUUCAGCCAAUCAUCGAGACUGGAGAACAAAAUGCAGGGGAACAAAUUGCAAAUGCACCGUUGGUGCAAGGGAAUGACACAAAUCCAGAGACAAACGAGCUGUGCUUCAGACCUGUGGACAAGGGGACAUGUAGUGGUUCAGAGAGCAGAUAUGCAUACAUUCCAGAAAAAAAGCGAUGCCAGUCAUUUUCCUACAGCGGCUGUGGAGGGAAUGAAAACAACUUCAUAACCCGGAGACACUGCUUCCACAAAUGCAUCAGAAAGGGUCAUGGGAAGAGGAUGAUGAUCCGAGUAAGGAGGAAAAACUUACACAACAUUCUUAAUUACUCAAGAAGAACACUCGACUCUGCGUGAGAUUCUACUCUGCUGUCAGCUGUAUUUAUGCCAAUAUAUGUUUUGUUUGGGCUUUUUUUUUU